Papilio xuthus (Asian swallowtail) is the source of this 2340-nucleotide messenger RNA. RefSeq lists its product as uncharacterized. NCBI's taxonomy places the organism in Eukaryota, Metazoa, Arthropoda, Insecta, Lepidoptera, Papilionidae. The coding region runs from base 129 to 524 and encodes 131 amino acids. The record is from RefSeq and is a predicted model, not a curated record. The transcript has 2 exons.
UACAAACGUCAUGCUUGUUGCUGUUUUACUGUGAGAUCGUCGCAUCAUUCGGUGCCCGGUAAAUAGACAAAAACUGAUAAUCCCGUUAUAAUUUGUGAUGUUAAUUCGAUAAACGAUACGCUGCAAAUAUGGGAUUAAGAAUAACAGAUAGUCUCAUUAUAAUAAUAUAUUCACUAUGUAUAUGUACGGAGUUCAUCCUGUCGUGCAAUGUGACCUCCCUCGAGCCGUGCCCGGGGGAAUAUCAGUUCUGUAACGAGACAACAAGUAGCUGCGAAUGUUUGGAAGGAUUUUAUCAAGUCGGUGACGAAUGCCAGACGCCGAGCUCGUACAUGUCGAGUCACGACGUGACCGCCGCUGUCGUGAGUAUAUUCGCCAUCGCACUGAUCGUGUGCGGCCUCGUGCUGGUGGUGAGGAAGUACAAUUUGAUUGAAUAUGCCCGCCAGAAAAUCAAUUCCCAAAGGAAUAAUGAUGUAAUGUAUGAAGACGUCAUGAUCGGUCAAGAUGAUCCACCUUUAAGCCCCUGAGACAAACAAUGAUUCAUUAUUUAUUUGUAUAGAAUAAUUAAGAAAUGUUAAAAUCAAUCAUUUGUAAGAUAAGAGGAACGGAAGUGUAAUUAAUGUUCUUUGUUAUAAAUGUUAUGAACAUUCAUUUGUUAAUUGUAUUCAAAUAAUUGUGGCUAUUGACACAAUUCAAUUUAAAUAAAGUUAUUAUAGUGCAGUUGAUAUGCUUAUACAAAGGUUACCUUUGUUGUGUCUCUUAUCAUCUUUGUGAAGCUUAGCCAAUACAACAUUACUACAUAUAUGUCAAACUACACUGACCUUUCUGUUAGGUUCCACUGUCAACACAUACAUACAAAACUAUUUUCUAAACAAGCAGUGAAAACAGAGAUUAAAAGAUAAGAGAAUAACCCUAAUAUCUUCCUUAUUAGUUUGUAAGGAGGCUUUCCUAAUUUUUUCCUUAUUAAAAACAUAGAGGCUAGUUGUGUUUCCGUAAUAUAUCAUGAGUUACCAUAACAUUGAAAUGUUGCACAAAAUAUCAAAUAAAUUGAUUUAGAAAUUUGCUUAGGAAUUACUAAUUGAUAUUAUAUUUGCCUUAUUGUUUUGUAUAAAGGCAAUUAUAUGUUUUAAUUUUUAAGGUUUUGAUGAUGAAUACCCGUGUGGUUCUCUUUCACUCUCUCAAAGGAAUGAAAAUAAAGGUUAAAUUUUUGUUACACAAAAUUGAAGACAAUCUAGAUGUAGUAUGUUAUUUUGUAGAUGUAUAUACAACAUAUACUAUUCAAUUAAAUAAUAAAUAUGUAUCCAGUAAAAGUUAUUACAAAAGAUGCAAAAAAAUUGUAUUGUCUAUGGGGAUUUUUGACUCACUUUGUACUAGUAAAAAGUAACACAUAUUAUAUUUUAUGUUAGAUAUUUCAGGUGCAAAGGAGGUUAACAAAUGUUUAGUCAUUUAGUUUAAAGUUAUUUUGUAUGAAAGCAUUGUUAUGUUCAAAUCUUUGUGUACGUUAAAGCCAAAGACUGUCAGCAAUGCUUGUUUGAGUUCAACAAAAUAUUAGUUUUAUUUUGUAUUUCCCGAUGGCAGCUACAUGACAAAUGUUAUUUGAAGUUUGGUAUAAGAUAAAUAAGCAUGGGUCCACUGUGCAUAGGCAUAUUGGAAUUUUUCUCAUACUCUGGAGAAACAGAGAAAAAAAAACAUUUUUAUAGAGUUGUUUGUAUAGACAUAGCCCGUAAUUAUAAAACAAAAGUUAAAAUAUUCCAUUUCAUUUAUGACUCAUGUGUGAAUUUGUGUUUGUAUGUGAGAAGUUCCACUGCUGACACAUGUUUCGUAACAUCUCUGGUUGUGUGCAACAAGUGUUUCUGUCGUGGUCGUCAUGGUAUUACUAUAAUAGAAUGAAGGGAUUAGAAGAAAGUAAACACACUCUUAGUAUUUAUACAUUAUUAUUCUUCAAAUAUGUGGAAGUCAUUUUGAUAUCUCCUAUUAAUUUAAUUGUUGUUUUUAUUUAUAAUAAUCAGUGAAAUCAUAAACACAUGCGAGGCUAAGUCCUAUUUUUUAGAAAACUUUGUAUCUUAAUUUUUAUGACAUUUCUUGCCCUUUUAUAUGACUGUUUAAUAACCACAGCAGUCUUAGGUAAAAUGUAAUUUUAUAGAAUAAAAAGAAUUCAUUUAAAUUGAUAUGUAAUGUAAAUAUACAUUUUUAUGUGGUCCUAUUUGACCAACAGCUUGACAAAUGUUUCGUGAUCUGAAUAACUUCAACAUUAUCAUGUAUUUGUGUGUAACAAAAUUAUGUAUAAUCAUCAAAACAAUCAUUCUUAAAUGGAAUAUAUUUUGAAAUAAAUACUCUGUGAUA